AUGUCUUCUUCACCACCAUCAUACACCCUCAGUUUGAAAAUUCAUUCAGGAUUUAAUUUACCAAAGACUGACCUUCUUUCAGGAAUUGAUGCUUAUUGUGUGAUUCAUGUUCCAUUGUUGGGAGGAAAAAUUGAAAAAUUUAAAACCAAGUCUAUAGAUAAUAAUCCAAAUCCCGAAUGGAAGUUUGCCUUCUUUAUUACUAAUGUUGAUUCAUCAAAGGAUAUUUUCGUGGAAGUGUGGGAUAAGGAUACUUUUAGUAAGGAUGAUCUUGUUUGUAGGGCUUAUUUGCCAUCAGCUCUUUUAUUGAAGGAAACGUUUUGGGAUCAAAAGAAGUUUGUUUUGGAAUGUUUAGGAAAGAACAAGCCAUACAAGGCAAAGGAAUGUGGAAUUGUUGUCUCUGCCAUCCCACAAGUUUCAUUCUCUGAAUUAGUUGCUCGAGUUAAAACUCCUACAAAAUAUGUUGAUGAAAAUAAGAUGGUUCUUGUCCAUCAAUUAACUGGUAUCUUUAAUGACUCACUCUACUUGAAAGUCUCAGUUAAUAAGAAGUUUAACAUUUCAAUUUUCGAUACAAGUAAGGAUCCAAAUAGAUUGACUAUUUUCGAAGUGGAGGGAAGAAAUAUCGGAUCAAGAAUUUACAAAUAUAAGGUUCCAAGAACAAAGUAUGGAAUUACAUUCUCAAAGAAGAUUAGGUUGAAGAGAUGCGAUCCUUACUCUCUUGUUAACUUGAAGCUAUCACUAGGUGAUUUGAAAUUGGACGAAUCAAAGAUUGUAAACACACUUGUUCAAGAACAUGGAUGGUUUGGAUUCCUUUCUUUUGAAGAUGCUUGUGCAAAACUCAAAAACAUUUCAAUAGAUAAGGAAAGAAAGAGAAUUUACAUGAAUGAAUUUCUCUACUCAUACAUGGUUGAUUAUGAUUCCAAAAACUUUGAUCAAAAGGUUUUCCUGAGAGAAGAGGCAGCUAAACAAGGCCACCACUUGGAAUUCAUUUUUGUAGAUGGUGAUAAUUUUCAAAUAACAAGUUAUAAUGAACAACCAAUCACUUUGAAAUGUUCUGAGGAAAAGUUUAAGUAUACAUCUAAGGUUAACGAUUUAGAAUAUGGUACAUCAUUCUAUCAAUUCAAAAUCAAUACUUACAAGAAGGAAAACCAUAAAUUGUUCAAUCUUGGAGAAAAUUAUCUCAAGUUGUAA
Naegleria gruberi is the source of this 1188-nucleotide messenger RNA. RefSeq lists its product as uncharacterized. Lineage: Eukaryota; Heterolobosea; Eutetramitea; Acrasida; Naegleriidae. The record is from RefSeq and is a predicted model, not a curated record. The transcript has a single exon. Gene Ontology annotation, molecular function: calcium ion binding. Bases 1 to 1188 code for a protein of 395 amino acids.